AAAGAGCAGCAGGUGCUCUCGACGAGAAUAGACGCGUAGUUGGAUGCUGGGUGCGUAUACAGGGACAGAGACAGAGAGCGAGAGAGCGAGCGUGCGAUGGAGAGAGCGAGAGAGCGAGAGAGCGAGAGAGAGAGAGAGAGAGAGCGAGCGCCGGCGCGGUUUUCCCUCUUCUUGGCAGUAUAUUUAAAGGCUGCCGCCGGCCAACGAGCGCCACUACGCUCCUCGCUCUGCCGCACGGACCAACCGGCCGAAGCCACCAGGAUCAACAGGCGCUUCUUCUCUGCACAGCUGCACCACUCCGGCGGCCAUCGUCAUCACCAUGAAGCACGCUCGCACGGCGAUCUCUCUGGCGUGUCUGGCCGCGCUGCUGUCGGUCGCGGCGGCGAUGCCGCCGUUCCAGUGCAACCCCGGGUACGUCGACGACGUGCCGCCGAGGAUCCGCAAGAUCUGCGUGGCGCUGUCCACCCUGUACGAGCUCGGCUCUGCCAUGGAGAACUACGUGAACGACAAAGUGCCGGUCACGCACGAGGGUAAUCUGCUGCUGGACAACGGGGUCAAGCGGCAGGACGUCGACCACGUGUUCCUGCGCUUCGGCAAGCGGAGCCUCGCCGACGCAUCGGACGGGCUGGACAGAUUGAAGAUCCCGCUGCACGGCAUCGUCGCCUAAGGAGCCGGCGAGCGAGUCUCAUUUUCGUUUCCGGAAGCGUCGACCAGUCGGACGAACCGCAGGCAGCCGCGCACAGGACGACCACCGACGAUCAACGACGGGACGGGACGGGACGGGACGGGACUGCACGCGCACACGCACAUUAGCGAUUCUUUUCAUUUUUCCUUCCAGAGACCAGUAUUAAAAACAGUUCCUCGGCGCCCGAUCCAUGAGCGGUCAACGAAAGUCUGAUUAGAUUUAGUUUUCUCGCGGAAGAGAAACGGACAAGGCGGGACAAGGCGGGACAAGGCGCUCGUCGUCCGGUUCCUCGUCUUUCGCACGCUUCUUCGACUCGCACAGACUGACGACGUUCCUCUACAAGUAUUAUGCUUUCGCUUGUUGCUUUCGACGGCGCCAAAGAGGGAGCGGAGGGGAGAUCAAUCAUCUCGAUGUCUUCGUGAACGCUUCGGCAACUAUAACAUUCAAAUUCCUUCUUUCGUGCAUACGAGACACUAUUGAUUCAUCAUUAUAAGAUAUUAUAUUAUACAUGUAUAUACAAGUUUCUCUUGAACCUCCAAGAAAAAAAAAGAACAAACAA
Molecule: messenger RNA, 1244 nt
Organism: Phymastichus coffea
Lineage: Eukaryota; Metazoa; Arthropoda; Insecta; Hymenoptera; Eulophidae
Gene: Ms
Product: myosuppressin
Exons: 3
Coding region: 320-667 (115 amino acids)
Source: RefSeq, a predicted model, not a curated record